AUGAAAUACGCAAUUCGGCACAAAACGACAUAUUCUGCGUUAAGUGAUCUGUUAGGUUUAGUCGCGCUUCACCUACCAAAUAACAGCAAAAAAGACCACCUGAAGUCAUUGUAUUUUUUGAAAAAAGCAUUUUCUUCAAAACUGCACAAAGAUGAGAUGGUUACGGUAAAUGAAUAUUGUCCAGAUUGUUCAAGUCCGUUUGAUGAUGACACGAAAAACGCCUGCGAGUGUUGCGGGAGAGCCAAAAGCAAACAGGACAAAAAUUACUUUUUAACGUUGGAUAUUGGAGAACAAAUACAGAACAUGUUUGCAGGUAAGCUUUUAUUGUGAACUCUAGAUGUAAUUUAUUUCUGUUUCAUGCUAUUAAUUGUGCCACGGGAUUGUGCAUAAGCACAAUAUAACUUUUCACUGAUUGGCAGUGGACCUAUUCUUUGCACUGGACUGACUAAGUGAGGGCAGGAAUUUAAUUAAUCUAGGGGACUGAGGCAGGUUUUAUUUUAAGUUUUUAUAUAAAAUGGCGAUUAGAACAUUGAUAUUUUAUCAAAUAUUUUAUAAACUUUCACAAGCAUUUUAAAACUGAAUACGAAAAACAGAAAAAUCAUAUAAAGAAAGGAUACAAAGUCAAAAAAAAGUUCCUUGGAGGAGUAUCCUUUAAUCAUAGACAUAGACCUUUUAGUUUUAUAUAUAUACAUAUAUAUAUAGAAAUAGUUCAAAACAUACCGAUAACCGAUUGUGAAAUCAAAUUAAAUAAUUUUUUUAGUUUAAUUAACAUAGCUUAAGAUUGAUAGAAAUGGAUUCAAGUACCAUUUUAUGUGCUGAUCAGUUCAUAUUUAAGGCAGAUAAUAUAAUUAAUUUAUAAUUAAGUCAGCCUCAGGCCCUGCACAUGCCUGAAACCUGGCAAAUUGCUUUAAAAUAAUAUAAUUUUUCUCAACACAUUCAGUCAUGAGGGAAUGAGGAUUUAAAGUUUUUAAAAUAAAUUAAUUAACUUAGAAUUUAAACAUACACAGGUCUAAUUUAUAAUUAUAAUAUCAAUUAAGUUGUGGGUUUCGGUGAACAACUGAACAUGGUUUAUGUAUUAUUGUAUGUAUUAACUCAUUAACUGGCAAGCUGUUACAAUGUUACCACCCCCUAAAGUGGCAAGCAAUAUGGCGAAUUCAUGAUUGAAUUCCAAGCUUUCACCAAAAUGCCAAUAUCUCAGAAACAAUUGCAUAAAAAAGUCUGAUCUUUUCAACCAAACAUGAAUGAUAUAUGAUUGACGAAAUUUAGUUUAGAUGACCUUGCAUACCUAUAUAUAUCAUUAGUUUUUUCAGUCAGUACUUUUAUUUAUAAAGCAGUGACACUUUGUUUUCCAUGUCACUCAUCACCUAAAGGGGCAAUAUCUCCAUAAAUUUAUAUAAAAACCAAAAAAAAAUCAUUUACUAAAUUAAUACAUAUCUAUAUUACAACCAAUUUUCAUCUUUUGGGAUAUGAAUUAUGAAAUUAUCAAAAAAUUUAAAAAUUACUUCUUUGCUUUUUUGGGGCAUCUUGUUUACAACAUGAAAUUUAUAACAGUAACUAAGUGUUCAAGUUCAACAAAGUGUGCAAGCCAAAACACAGUGUUUGUACAUCUUUAAAGUUUUUUGAUUGCUUCGAAUAUAUUUAAAAAGACACAGUGCUUAAAAUUAUUUAUUUUAAUAUAAACCAAGGAUGGGAAGGUGAGAAAAUGGGAAUUUUCUGAGGUGUUUUUAACACAGACAAUGACAGCCGACAUUUUGAAAGGCACUCUGCGGUGACAAAACUAAAAGCUAUUCACUUCUGUCCUCAAAGCACUGAAAAGCAUCAUAAAGAGAAAAACACUUUAAACACAUGCCAGGUAAGACUUUUAGCUCAAUAUUUUCAUGCUUCUAUUGGGAAAACAACGGUUUAAAAGCCAAAAUUAUUUUGCGCGCCAAUGUAGGCUGCUAUAAAAUGUCAGACAGGCGGUUUCUUUUGAAGUCUGGCUCUGAAAAACAAUCUCCUUUUUUGAGUUUGAAAUAAGCCUUCAUAAGGACUAUUGUGUAGAAAUGUUAUCUAUAUCCUCACAUGAAAAAGGUAACCUAAUUUUCAGGUAUUCCACAUAGCUAUAAAAGGGUGAAAUAAGAAAUUUCACUUUGGUUGUUUGUCAGACGUGAGAAACCACAUUAGUGCCAUUUUGUCGCGCGUGCUAUUUUAUAAAAUAAACACCUCAAAACCAUAAACCUUUAGUUCAGAAAAUUACAAAGUUUCCCAUAGACAUUAUUAAAAAUGUUCUAGUGAAGCGAUUUCAUGAUAAAUAAGUGAGCAAUGGGCCCAAAAGAACUGCUAAGGUUAGUUUUUGUUAGGACUUCAAUUUCAUGGCUUCCCACAAAGGAAGCCAUUUCAGAGGGAAGCAACAUUUUGCAAACCACCGUCGCGACCUAUUUUGAUAACUUUUCCUUCUGAUUCAACGUGUAGUUACUAGAAAAUGAUGUUGCAUCAACAUUAUUAUCUGCUUUAUCGAUUUAAAGUUUUAUAGGGGAUAUAAAAAACAGUAAAAAUGCAUUUUGAAAGCUUUACAACUCAAGUGCGGACUUUUUGAAUAUUCGCACGCGGCAAGCAAGCGCGUUUAUUCAAUACAUUUAUUUUAAACCACAAUACGUCUGAAACGAGUUGUCAUUUUAACACUAAAUUGAUGAAAAUCGAUAUAACAGUGAUUUUGGAAUAUCCUACUUAUUUAGUGUAAUUUAAUACUCGAAGUAUUCUUGCCAAAAAGGUCAAAAAGAUCACAUACGCACACAGUAAGUGUCGUUUGAAAUAUACUUUAGCUAAAAUAACAACUUGAACAAGAAUACCAACAAUGGGGUCACGAAAACAGUCGAAAUUGCGCCCAAAUUUGCAUAAACAGUUCGUCUAAAAAGAUAACUUUAAACUAGAUUCAACCAACAUUAAUGCGGUCGAAUUUUGUGAGUGUUUGAUCGCAUAUUUCUACUCAAAAAUACCCUUUAAAAAGUCGUAUCUGCUCACUUGAGUUCCGUGUUCAUCUUUCUUGUGAUUUCCGACUUCUAUUUUUAAUAAAUUUUGGAGAAAUCCUCAUCUUUUUGGCUGAAAAUCCCGCGCAAGGUUCACAGAAGAACUUGGCCCAAAACGUCAAUACAUUCGCUUUCCUUUCAUGCCAAAUUUUCGUUGUAAAUCAUUCAAAAACGUCUUCUUUUUUCUCUUUUAAAACUUGCUGUGAAAUCCUUCUUUGCAACAAUAACGCCAUUAUUCAUUAUUUUUGAAAAACUAAGGUUUUAAACUUGAAAAACUUUGCGAGUUUUUGGCCGAUUUUCUUGCAUGAUACACCGUUGAAAAGCUCGAAUUUCGCGUUCUAUUUUCGUAUCCGUUGCUAGGCAACCCGAUAAACACAUGCUCAAAUAUCAUGCCCGCAAGUUGAGGUGUCAUUUGAGGGCGUAUGCGGGCGCAUUGCCAGUUACCCACUUGCCAAUCUCAGGGCGCAUCCGGGCGCAUUGCCAGUUAAUGAGUUAAAGUAUUUUAGUAUAAUUACAUAGGUGAUUAUUGAAAAUUCUCCACGCUGAUUGGUUACCGUUGAGGUGAUUAUUACGCGAUAAUCACCUAAGCGAUUUUAAAAAUGGCGGCCGAAGCCAUUUUGUCAAUUAAAAGACGAAGAAAUGUGCAUUUUUUUAUUCCAAAUAAUCGCCUAUGAAAUUAUACUAAAACAAUUAUUCACCUCAGGCUCGGUGAUUAUCGUGAAUAAAAACCUCGACUUCGUCUCGGUUUUUAUUCACCGACAAUCACCUCGCCUUCGGUGAAUAAUUGUUAAAUAUUCUUUUUACUGUUCUGAAAAUGCACACAAGGCCAUCACAUUUAAUAUCCACACGCCCCUGUGGACUAAUUCACUCACAGAUUUUAGACUUCUUCAGAAACAGUGAUACCAAAGCCUUUAGGAAAUUCUCUAUAACACCUUCAGAAAUUCUUCUUAUCCCUCCUGGAAUCUUGCCAUUUUCCCCCUUGAUUCCUUUCGAAACUACAUGAACCAUUAUUCGGUCAUUCCUGCAAAGAUCCACACUCCCCCCACAGAGAAAAUUUCUGCCGUCUGGAGAGGGAGGGGAGACAAAAUUGUUUCUGAUAAUAGUAAAUGUAUUAGGAUAUCCAAAGGGGGUAGGGGGGUUAACUUCCAAUAUCCUCCUGUGGGGGUGGUAUGGAUGUUUUCUGGAAUGAACCAUUGACCCCCUACAGUAUUACGUCUAAAGAAAUUUUCAGUAAUUUUGUUACAACCACCUCGGAUAUUGCGAUUUUCAAGACCCCUUUGAGAAACGUGGAUUUUUUUACUCCCUUGGAAAAUUUUGUCCACAUGCAGAGGAGUGUAAUAAUUAGCUAUUAAAUGGAAUGGCCCACAUAAUAAUAUACUUUUGGCCCUACUGUGAGUACAUAUAAAGUAAUUUCUUCUAAAUUAUUAACCAUAAUUAAUAAUAUAUUAUGAUACUGUAUUAUAAUUAUUAAUUUAAAACCUGUAAACCUUCUUUCUUAAUAGAGAGUGACUUUGUCAAGGAAAUUGAAUAUGGUUUUGAAGAAAGAGAACGUGUUCAGCAGCAGUUGAAUUCAGAUCCAGCAACAGAGAGAGAAUGGCAUGAUAUUAUGGAUGGUGACCUCUACAGAAACCUGCUUAAACCAUUUGGAUUCCUUGACAAGAGACACAACCUUUCGAUUAUGUUUAAUACUGAUGGAGUUCAUGUCUUCAAGGCUUCGCGUGAUGAAAUAUGGCCAUCAUUGGUAGUAAUCAAUGAACUUCAUCCAUCUGUUAGGUAAUUUACCCAUUACUGUACUUAUACAAACUGUCAAGCACAAGUAUUUAUUUUACAAAUAAUCCAUCCUAGUACUUAUAGCGACUUAAUCAGUUACGGUAUACUUUCUAGCAUAUGAAGGGUCUAAUUGCUCAACACAUUGAAGUUUCAUGUUUAUUUUUAGUUUUGUAUGUCCUACAGGCAAUAUUGUACAAUGUCAGUUGUUACAUUUCUUGGCCCAAGGAAAUACUAAUUGACCUGCAGGAUUUAAUUUAACCUUACGAUAAAGGUGAAAAUGGGUGGAGUCCGAGAAGUGCUGGCGAAAAAAGGCCUGAGGAAAAACUAGUCUAAACAAUGUGCUGCUCACUUAGCUAAUUGUUAUUUUUAAACUUAACAUUUGUAGGCUAUCAAUAACUAUAUGAUAAACACUAGGAAUUGACAAAUUGACCUUGUUAAUUUUGUCACUUUGGCCAAUAUAUUCAGCAACCAAUCAAAAGAAUUGCCACUAAAAUAUGAUAGCCAAUCAUAGCAGUCCGGCCGAAAUCUGGAUGGUCACCACAAAAUGCCACAUUGUUUAGACUAGUUUUUCCUCGAUCAGGCCUUUAUUUUCUCACCUUUUUUCCGCAUGUCUCUCCUCUGCCCAAUUUUCACCUUUUAGUGUUAUUAAGGUUGAAAACAAUAAAGGCUUCAGACAUUAAGGUUUAAAUUAAGUUCUAAUCUAAUUUGCCAAUCACAUUUAAUCCAUUCCAUGCUAAUAAGUUAUAAUUGAAACCUUGAAAUUUAGAUGCUCAUUGCAAACAUUUGAACUAGCUUUCUCAAUAAAUUAACAUUAAAUUUAUCUGUAAUUUACCCUUAUAAAUGUAAACAAUAGUUUAAUCUCCUCUGGCCAAGAAAUUUGUUUAACCCAUUGAGUUGUUAGGCACAUGCAUUAAUUCUCCCGCUGACAAAUAAAAUCAUCUGGCUUUAGACAGCGCUAGAGUAAAAUAAUCUGGUGUUAGACAGUCAGUAUAAAGUAGGGUGCACCAGUUGUCACAUGUUUCCACUUAGAGUGUUAAUUUAAAGAACACUGAUAACUGACAAAAUGUAUUAGUUCAGUAAUUCAAAUGUAAUAAUAUAAUGUAUUUUUAUGCAAUUCACAGGCUUAGCACCAAGAGGAUGGUACUUGCAGGUAUUUGGUUUGGACCAAAAAAAACCUCAAUGCCAACUUUUCUACAAUCCGGGCCAAAACUCAUAUGGACACUUAAUCCACUUUUGCAAAAAUCGUAACAAACACCUAAAACUUGAAUUUACUUGCACAUCCCCCACUCCCCCUCUUCAAUGUUGCAUAUCCGACUUAGCCACACUUCGUAUUUGAUGAAAAAUCCCAUUCAACAUUGGCUUGGGGGAGCGGGGGGAUAAUUAUUUAGAAAAACACCAUUUGAGGCCAAAUUCUGUGGGUUGUCCACAACGUUUUGUCCAGGAUUGUCUGAAAAAUGAUGGGCAUGGAGAAGCGCUGUUUUAUCACUUGUUAUUUAACAUUUGACAUGUCUGAUGAGACUAUAACGCAUACCUAUGUAUUCUACGUUUUUGUUAUACAGUUUGAUCGCUAAUGACGUCACUAUUAGCAAUUACGUCACUUCCGGAUGUUGUAAAUAUAAGCUAAUUUGUGGGAAGCGUGCGUAAAACCAACUAUACUGAAUAGGUGCGAGCAUAACUUUUUCUCAAUCUUAUACAUGAAAGGUACACCGACUUUACUGUUCAGAUACAUAGCCAAGGAGCGCAUUUAGGCUUUAACAGGAGAGAAAUUGACAGUACAGAAAAUUUUCAGUGUCAUAUUUACGGAGAUUCAGUACGAUUCCAGAACGUCUCAAGACUCAAGCUAUGUAGCAAUUACCUUAUUCCAUGGAAUAAAUUAUUGUAUUUUUGCAUAUUUACUGAUUUUAACGACCCUUGUAGUUUUGAACAGCCUAUAUUUUUAUACACAGCCCUAAUAUAUUACUCGCCAAUGACAAGAACCAUGCAAUAUGAAACUGGAAAAGCUUCAGUACUCAAAAUGAAAUAUAUCAUGUUAACCUUUUUCGCCAUUUGAAAGGCAAUAUAAUUUGACAUUGAGGAUUCUUAAUAUUUCCAAAGAUAAGUGUCUAUCAUAAACUUGUAUGCGAACUCGAUCCAACUACAGCCAUUAAAUACAUAGAAUACUUGUAAAUAUUAUAUUACAAUUGGCGUUUGUCAAAUAAUGAAAUAUUGCCUUACACUUUUCAAUACUGUGCGCCGACUAGCACGCCAGCACGGUCUACAGUAACUUCGGACUUGAAUUAUACACAAUUGCUGCAUUGAAAUGUAACGAUUUCUUCUUAGGGAACUACCUAUACAUAUUAUACUUGUUUUUAAAAUGUUUUCGUAAUUUACACAGUAGAGAAAUAAAAAGUUACCACGGUCUACAUAUUAAAAGUAGCUCUUUGAAUAUAAUAGAUCAUAGCUCAUCAGUAUUCAUGAAAAUACGAUUUUUGUGUGUAGACCGUGGCGAUUUUUAAGGCAUAGCUGAUUUUAUAUGUUUUGCUGCAUACUGGUGCAAAACGUAAUUGGACAAGCCUUUUAAUCUAUAUUUUUAAUCGAUUGCGCGCUUAUAUACUUCUAAAAUCACUGCAGAAAAAAGUGUAGACCGUGUUUCUAGCUUUGAAUAUUAUGUUACACAUUACGUCACUCGAUCGGAAAGUAUAACAUAUCAACUUAACAAUUAUAGCAAAGCCCUGUAACUUAAUAUAUAAUUCAGAUGUUUAGUUCCUGCCUUAAAUCAUGUAUAGUUUUCUGUCAAGCAUUGUAUUCAGCAAGUUUUAGAUGCACCUUGAAAUUGCACUGUCAGAAGGAAGCUGUAAUAUAUGGUUAAAACAGACAAACGUACUAGCAUAUAUCGUAAGCAGCAAGACUUGCAGUUAACGAAUUAUAAUACUUUAUGAAAAAUGCCAUUUAGUUGUAUAAAUUUGAUUCUCAAGCACUUCAAGAAUGCAUAAACAAACUUGGAACUAUAUAUAUUCCUGUCCUUCUCGUCACAUAAUUAUUCCUAAAAAUUAGGCUCGUUGGCGCGUUUUUUCGUUAGGAAAUCUGUUCCUUACCGGACAAUUUUUUUUCAAAAGAUGAUCAGAAAUGGAUUAUUUAGAUGCAAACAAGCGCAAUUUUACUUACAAAGCAUAUUUUUUCCCGUUUUGUGUCAUAUUAGAUACAAGAACCGUCUAUUAUUUUCAAUAGUGAUUUUCAGACAAUCCGGGCCAAAACUCAUGUGGACACUUAAUCCACUUUUGCAAAAAUCAUAACAAACACCUAAAACUUGAAUUUACUUGCACAUCCCCCACUCCCCCUUUUCAAUGUUGCACAUCCGACUUAACCACACUUCGUAUUUAAAGAAAAAUCCCAUUCAACAUUGGCUUGGGGGAGCGGGGGAUAAUUAUUUAGAAAAAACACCAUUCGAGGCCAAAUUCUGUGGGUUGUCCACAACGUUUUGUCCUGGAUUGUAGCAAUAUUGUUCAAUUUCUUGAAAAGCCUUUACCAUGUCUGACUGCUGAGUCUGGAUGAGUAGUCCAAGUCGAGCAGGUACAGUAGAACAACGCCAGGAAGUAAAGAUGGCUUUUACAGUUUUGCUAGCUAUUCUCGAAUGUUGCCAAUAGCUCCAUGUCAUGAUCAGCCCUGAUACAGUAUGUCAGUGGGCCUCAUUUGUAGCCAGGUAGUCAAGUCUGUGUCUCCUUCCUUUUGAGGGGAAAAAAACACAAAAAUAGUUUUGGUAACAACUACACAACCCUCAUCAAUUAACAGCUUAUGUUUUCACUAACAAGCUAUCCUCUGGAAUUAUAGACAGAGCGAAAUACUAUGAUGGAUGGAACAAGAGACACUGGCAGAUUGUUAGCCCAUAUUAACUUUAUCUCAACUUUAGGAAGGCUCAAAACUAAGAAAAUGUAUAUGUACACUAAAUUGGCCUUACUAAAUGAAUUUCAAAAAAAUGAAACUAUAACCUCACCUCAACAAAGUUUAUGAUGUCCAGUUUGCUCUUAGCAGGUUGACUUUUUGAUUUGAAGAGUGAAUUAAAUGUUCUUCAUUAGGUGAAGUACUUUCUAUAGAAUUACAUACAUAAAAAUAUUAACUAAGUUACAUUUUUAAUAAACGCAUUGUGAUAUUUUGAUAGCUAAAAAAUGCAAUUUUCAUUUUUCAUAUCAUUUAUUAGUUACCGGUACAGUAUAAACCAAAAUGCAAUUUUCAUUCGUUAUUUUCUAUUAACGACACCUAAUGUUGGUGCUAAUGAAUCCAAUGUUGGUACAGGUACUCUAAUUAUGCAAAAAAACAAAAUGGUAUGAUUUAAUUACCAGAUCACUGUUUAUGUGGUGGCUUCAUAACUCCUUUUGAAAUGCCAUAGUAAAUAAGUGGGUCCAAUUGGUCAAUCAGCUGCUGCUUUUCACAAGUUCUCAUGUAUGCGCUUUCUUCUGCUUCUUCGGGUUGAUUGAGGCUCCUCCGAACUUCUUCAACAACCGAUUUGAUCAUGAUGAGUAAUAAUGUAAAUUUUUUGAAAAUAACCGCAUACCUUAUUCCAGAGUUUUUAUAACCAUGAUACUGUAGCUCAUAUACUUUGCUCAGUAGUCAGUGGUACAGUAUAAAUUUACUUUUUUGACCACUUGUCCUUAGCGCAAGUUCAACUUGCCAAGUUGGAUAUGAAAAUUAGUUGCCCUGAAUAAAAUUCACUUGCCAUCAGACAAUGGCCAUUGGGGUACCUAGGUAGGGGGUAUAAAUUAAGGGGACAACAUGUCGGCCCAUUCUUCCACUGAUGGCUGUGUUAUACUGCCUCAGAUCUAGCUUUGGCCCACAAAAAAACAAAAUUUGAAUCCAUGCGCAAGUACAACAUGCAAUGUAUAAAAAAAUUAUCCGGCAAUGAAAACAUAAAUUUAAAGAUGCCCAGCUUUUUGUGGCAAUGAUUUUCAUUUGCCCCGGGCAAGUGUUAAGUUACAAGUUACAACUCUGUUACUUAUUGAAAACAUAAUUAUAUAACUUGGCAUCCUUAACCAAUUAACCACCAUCGCUCUCUCACUCACAAAUAAAAUUGUCUGGCAUUGGACAGGAAUACAAUAAAGGGUGCGAUGCAACUUCAUGGGAAAUCUUGACUGUUGGACCAUGAAUUCUGGGACUCAAAUUGACCACUUCACGCAACAUAAACACAUGGCCGGUCGACGUAGUUAUCGUGGCUCUUUAACUGUCAUGUAUUUGCUGCCCAGUUUACUGUUUAUGACUGCUCUACUUCUUCAAUUGGAAAACAAGACAACUACUGAUGUUAAUCCUGGUUGCUGUAUGUACUUUAAUGUAUGGAAUACUAAGCGGAGCCCUAAAUUUUUACAUCAGUUAACGCUGUCGAAUAUCAGCUACCGACGUGUUGGGAUAAGAUACAGCAGCAAGUAUUUCAAACGUCGUGUGCCUUACAGUGUGGGGAACCUAGCCUCCUAUAAUACAUCAGUCGUAACUUUGAAGUUUUUUAUUGCUUGGGACGUGAAUCUUAAUCCCGGUCCUUCGACGGCGACAUCAGACGGUCAUAGUAAGUCGUUUUCUAGUGCACUGGUCAACGCUCGUAGUUUAAAAAGUAUUCAUAAACUUUGUCCCACUUCGAGUGAAGUAAUAUCGAAUCUUAAUGCCUUUCAAAAUUUUGUAUAUCGCGAGGAACUAGACAUUAUAUGUGUGACAGAAACAUGGCUAAACGACACGGUGUCAGACUCUGAGUUGCUUCCUUAUAAUUAUAGUAUAUUCAGGAAAGACAGAAACGAUCAUAGACAUGGCGGUGGAGUCCUUAUUGGACUGAAAUCGACGAGCUUUAAGGAUAUUUCUGUCCUUCCAGGCGAAUUUGACAACAUAGAAUUGAUAUCAUUGCUUUGUACAACUCACUUAGAUCAGAAAUUUGUGCUAUGCUGUUGUUAUAUAGACCGCCUAAUUCCGACAUAACGUGGUUUGGUAGUUUUGAGAACGCUUUGAAUUUGGUCGGUUCACUGGGACAUAGAGUUGUUAUCGUAGGAGCUUAUAAUUUACCGCAAGUUUAUAAUUACGACUCCGCUGAGACUUUAACUCCAAACAAUCAGCGCUUCAGUGAUUUAAUGAAUGAUAAUUUUUUAUAUCAGAUUAACAAUUACCCUACGCGAAAUAACAACAUAUUGGACCUUUUAAUUACUAACACUCCAGAAUUGUUGUACAUCACUGACGUACUCUCUCCAAAUCAAAUGGGUAUAUACACCGACCACAAUGGCGUGUUGUUCAACGUUCUAAUGGUUCUGAAAGCGCCCCCAAAAUCAUUUAGGUAUGUUUACGAUUUUCCAAAAGGAGAUAUGCCUGGUUUAAAAGCCAGCCUCGCCAACGCUUGUCUUUCGUCAUGUAUCUUAGACGACAACAAACACAUUGAUAAUGAUUGGGUCUUUUGGAAAGAAUCAUUUUUCUCGCGUGUCAAUCAGUUUGUGCCAAAGCGUAAAUUGAAAGACAGAAACUCUCCCCCUUGGAUCAAUGCCAACAUUAGACAUUUGCUUAACAAAAAAGACACUAUACGUAGGAAAUUAAAGAUCAAUUCAAGCCCCCUCUUUGAUCCAAUCUUAUCGUGAUCUCAGAGCUCAAAUAAAGCAACUUAUUCAGGAAAGUCGAUCUGCGUAUUUUGAUAAAGUUGGCUCUGAAGUCUACACUAACCCUAGAAAAUUUUGGUCACUAAUCAAAACGUUCACAAAAUCGUCUAAUCUUACCGUUCCAACAACUGUCUCUCUCCAUGCAAACGACCCUGAUAAGCCCACUGUAACUGCAGAUAAACCACAAGUUAUUGCUGACUUGUUUAACGCUCACUUUCAGUCAGUUCAAAAACUUCCGUCUGUAGACAACUGUUCUGAAGACAUUUGCGAUGACAUUACCACAUCGGAUUUGCCAUCCUUCGAAGUCUCUAAUGCCGAAGUAAAGCAUUAUUUGAAUACCAUAGACGUAAAUAAAGCCAUGGGUCCCGAUGGUAUCUCUGGUUGGCUUCUGAAGGAAUGUGCUGACGAAAUAUGCGACUCCCUAACAAAACUGUUUAAUAAAUCACUACGUACUGGAGUGGUCCCCACAGAAUGGAAGAUUGCAAAUAUCAUACCUUUGUAUAAGAAUGGUGUGAAAAGUCACAUCGAAAACUAUAGACCAAUUUCAUUGUUAUCACUUGUUUCAAAAACGUUGGAGCGUUGUCUACUUAAACAGCUGUUAUCGCGGAUAACGCACUUAAUACAUCAUAACCAACACGGUUUUUUACCCGGGAAGUCGUGCACAACGCACCUAUUGGCAACUUUUAACGACAUCGGCUCGAGACUUGACAUGGGCGAGGAGAUAGAUAUUUUAUAUACAGACAUGUCCAAAGCAUUCGACAGAAUCAACCACAAAUUGCUGCUAGCAAAAUUAAAGCAUGCUGGUCUUCCCUACUCCUUUCUGAGGUGGACGUCAUCCUACAUAUCAAACAGGCGGCAACAAGUAACAGUUUUAGGAGCAACCUCGCAGUCACUUUCCGUGGUCUCGGGUGUCCCUCAAGGUUCCAUCCUCGGUCCGAUUCUUUUCUUGAUUUACUCCAAUGACAUUCUCUCAACUUGCGAAAAGGGGGCAAUGUACGCCGAUGACCUCAAGUGUUACAAACCCAUUGCUUCUUUACAUGAUGCGAAUUCUUUCCAAUCUGAAAUUAACUCGGUAUGCUGUGCAACUCAAAAUUGUCUACUGGAUUUUAAUGAAUCUAAGUGCUCGGUUCUGCGUAUCUCCCGUAAAGUGAAUAGAAUCGAGCACUCUUACCAAAUUAAUGAUUCGGUAUUACCUACGGUCAACAAAAUCAAAGAUCUUGGAGUACACAUUACAUCAAAUCUGGAUUGGACGGAACAUGCGUACAACGUCAGCAAAAAAGGGAACAAAAUGUUGGGAUUACUUAAGCGUUGUACCGUAGCAUUUCAAUGUCGUGAAACAAGACGUUUGCUCUAUCUUACACUUGUAAGAUCUCACUUCUCCUAUGCAAGCCAACUCUGGGCUCCACAAAAGGUCAACCCCAUUCAAGAGAUGGAGAAAGUGCAGAGACGGGCGACUAAGUUUAUUUUAAAUCUUAAUCAUCUUUCAGAAAUGCCUUACCGAGAAAGACUAUUGUCUUUGGAUAUUUUACCUGUAUCCUACUGGCUAGAACUGCAGGAUCUGCUUUUCUUAUUUAAAGUCAUUAAUGGUUUGGUAAUCUUACCUAUAGGCGUCUGUCCUGCAUUUUACGUUGCAGCAAGAUGUACACGCAGCAGUACAGGGAAACGAAGACAGUUAGUUGUAAGGAAAUGUAGAACUACCACUUUCCAAAAUAGUUACUUUGUUAGAGUAGCCAAAUUGUGGAAUAUUCUACCACUCGAACUAACAUUAGAAGAAGAGACAUUCCAAGGUUUUAAAA
Molecule: messenger RNA, 13161 nt
Organism: Paramuricea clavata
Lineage: Eukaryota; Metazoa; Cnidaria; Anthozoa; Malacalcyonacea; Plexauridae
Source: the annotation of a GenBank genome assembly